AUGGGAAACGUUAUAAGCUCGCAAAAGCAUCGACAGCUGAAAGCUAAAAGUGUAGAAGAAGCAGGGUUUGAAAACUACACCGAGGUGUCCUCUUGUCACCUCGGUGGAUCCAUUGAGGUUGUCACGGAUGAAUCAUGUGGAGAUGCUGCCAACUUGCUCAAGAUGGAGAAAGCCAAUAGACAGCUCAAUUUGGACGAUUUCAAUGAAGCGACGGACGGUUGGUUGACGAAAAGACACGAAUCUGUUGGCAGUGUGACCAUUACACUAUGCAAUGAGAGCAAAAUUGCUGGAUUAGACAUUGAUACAACUGGAUACACUGAUUGCUGUCCUUCGUUUGCUAAUGUGGAAGGAUACCAGAGAUCCAGCAUGACUUGGCAAGUGAUACUAGCUGAAUCUCGCAUCAAUGCAGACAGCCACAACUUUUACGAUGUCAAGGAUUCCAAUGUAUACUCGAGUGUCAGAUUGAACAUUGCCCCUGGUGGUGGCGUCGCCCGUUUUCGAGUGUACGGUGAAUUAUCACCUGAUUGGUCAGACAGAUCCAAGGAUUACAAUCUAGCAUCUGCCAAGUUGGGCGCACGCAUUGUCCGUUGGACAGACCAACGCAGUGCCAACAAUCCCAAUAUUUUGCUUGACGGCGGCACUAAAAUGUCUGAUGGAUGGUUGACUCCGAGAUCAAAGCUUGAAAAGGAAAGGAAUGAUUUUGUUCUGGUUCAACUAGCCACUGCUGGUGCACUCGAGUCCAUCGUCAUAGAUACGACUGGAUUUGCCAAAAACUCCCCCGCCAAUGUGUUUAUCCAAGGCUGCUGCAGUGAAGAUGUGGAUCCACAUUAUGAUGUGUUUGCCUCUUGGGUUUGUCUAGUGCCCUUGAGCCCGGUCUUGGCUGGCGGCGAAACCACUUUUUACUUGAGCAAUGUCAAGGAUCCAAUCACUCACAUUCGCAUGCAUUUGAUCCCUGAUGGCGGUAUCCAGCAGAUCAAGGUCAUGGGUAAGCCAGCCGUGAAAGAAACAAAGCAGCAAUUGCUGAUUGAGCAAGCACCUGAAGUCAUUGUGAUUGAGCAAGACUCUGAAGAGGAUGAUGAUACCCUAUCCCUUAUUGUGGAAGAGAUACUUGAUACACCGGUCAUCGAGCAACUGAGCACUGUGAAACUGUGUGCUGUGAACCAGCCUCCAUCUUCUCCUACUUUUAGCAGAGGAGAAAAACGGGCUCGAAAGAGUGCGUCUACCAGUGUUUAA
Messenger RNA from Mucor velutinosus, 1233 nucleotides. Its product is annotated as 2-oxoisovalerate dehydrogenase subunit alpha, mitochondrial. Gene Ontology annotation, molecular function: allantoicase activity. The coding region runs from base 1 to 1233 and encodes 410 amino acids. The transcript has 6 exons. The record is from RefSeq and is a predicted model, not a curated record. Gene Ontology annotation, biological process: allantoin catabolic process. Lineage: Eukaryota; Fungi; Mucoromycota; Mucoromycetes; Mucorales; Mucoraceae.